Messenger RNA from Chironomus riparius, 2442 nucleotides. NCBI's taxonomy places the organism in Eukaryota, Metazoa, Arthropoda, Insecta, Diptera, Chironomidae. The record is from the annotation of a GenBank genome assembly.
CUAUCGUUAGUGGUUAUUCAGUGAAUCAGAAUAAAAAUAUUAGACUUAUUAAUAUUAGAAUUAAGGACAUGAGUGAUUUGCCCUAUUCACGCUUGUUGUCGGUAUCGGACGAUGAGAAAGAGUUUGUUACAUUAGAAGAGCUUAAAACUCAUCAUUUAGCAGACCUUGGUGAAGCAAAAACUAAUGAACAAGACCAAAAUCAGCACCAAUACUUGACUGAUCAACAACACAUCCUAGUUCCAAAUCAUCAGGAUGAACAAGAGCAAGGAUACAACGUCUAUUACGAUUUAAACACUCAAAAAUCAAAUAUAACAAGUUUAUAUCAAGACAUGACAAUUGGAAAUAAUUUCAUGCGAUCAGAUACAACAACUAAUCUAAUGGAUUCCUCAGGUUCUGGAAAUAUUGACAAUAUGCAGUACGAUCAGUACAAUAAGGGAUCAAGAAAGCGCAAGUUCUCUUUUUCAGAAGUUAGCGACAUCGAGGAAGAUGAUGCGAAAUCAAUUAGAACAACAGACGAUAACAAAAAAGCCAAUCAUUCUGAAAUUGAGAAGCGACGAAGGGAUAAAAUGAAUAACUUUAUCUCUGAGUUGUCUGCCAUGAUCCCAAUGUGCCAUGCAAUGUCGCGAAAGCUAGACAAAUUGACUGUUUUAAGGAUGGCAGUUCAGCACUUGAAGACCAUUCGAGGUGCUGUACAUUCCUACACAACUGAUUUCAAGCCAAGCUUUUUGUCUGAUCAGGAACUUAAAAUGUUGAUUUUACAAGCUGCAGAAGGGUUUCUUUUUGUCGUUGGAUGUGACAGAGGAAGAAUUCUUUAUGUUUCUGAAUCGGUAUCAGAAAUUUUAAAUUACACACAAGGAGAGCUUUUAGGUCAAAGUUGGUUUGACAUUCUACAUCCAAAAGACAUAGCAAAAGUAAAGGAACAACUGAGUUCGUCUGAUUUAAGUCCACGUGAGAGACUAAUCGAUGCAAAAACAAUGCUGCCUGUAAAACAUUCCGAUGUUCCAGCAGUAACUCGAUCAUUCUUUCCCGGUGCAAGACGUUCAUUCUUUUGUCGCAUGAAAUGCAAAUCUUCAGUGCAAGUGAAAGAAGAGACAGACACAAACAAUGCAUCUACAUGCCAUCGUCGUAAUAAAAAGCAAAUGGCUGAUAAAAAGUUUGUAACAAUUCAGAGUAUUGGAUAUUUAAAAUCAUGGGCUCCAGCAAAAAUAGGUAUUGAGACAUCAGAACAAGAAUCAGAGACUGAAGGUGAAUGCUUAUCACUUUCAUGUCUUGUUGCGGUCGGAAGAUUAAUAGACUAUAAUAAUGAUGGAUUUUGCAUAAAUAUGAAGCCAAAUGUUACAAAUAAUAGCAACAGGGGAAAUCCAGUCUUGCGAAAUGUUCAAUUUAUUUCGAGACAUGCAAAUGACGGAAAGUUUCUAUUUGUUGAUCAGCGAGCCACAUUAGUAUUGGGUUUUUUGCCUCAAGAAUUACUUGGUACAAGCAUGUAUGAAUAUUUUAAUCAUCGCGAUAUUGCAGCACUGGCUGAGUCUCAUAAAAUUGCUUUAACUACUUCGGAGAAAGUGACAACACCGAUUUAUGGAAUGCGGACAAAGGAUAAUGGUUUUAUUAAUGUUCAAAGUGAAUGGAAGUCUUUUAAAAAUCCUUGGACAAGGGACAUUGAAUUUCUCAUCGCAAAAAAUAACGUCAUCCUUUCUGACUUGCGCAAUUAUGAGAAUGGCAAUCAAAGUAGGAACAAUGACAAUAAUGAGAACAAUAAUUAUGAUUUUUUGAACCAAACAAACGGACGAGAAAUGACACGAAUGAUAAAUACACAUAUCGAAGCAAGUAAAAUUGGACGACAAAUUGCGGAGCAGGUGUUAGACUAUCAAAGACGAUUGGGUGAUGCUUCACCUGACUCUAGUAGCUCCGAUCCUGACCCAACAUUGGCACAAACUAUUUCAUUAGUUACUGAAAGUCAUCAAGCAGCCACAAUGAGUAUGGAUAAUUCAUCGGUAUCUUCUGAAAUGCCAACAAGGUUGAAUGGAACUUACUCAAAUUUUUCCACAUUCAAUCACUCGCGAACAAAUUCAACUAUGAAUAUAGAAAAUGGUACCAGUGAAGUCUCAACUGCAGACGGUAAUGAUGAUGCUUCAAUGGCUGUUUUGAUGAACUUACUAGAAGCUGAUGCUGGUUUAGGAGGAAAUAUUGACUUCUCUGGUCUUCCAUGGCCACUCCCAUAAUUUUAAGGAAUUAUUCAUUCCAUCACAGCAGCUAACGAUGAUUUAGUUCUUUUUCGAACAAAUAAUGACGAUCAAAAAUUAUAUACACAAUAGAUGUAGAACUGUUUAUUUGGUAUGAAGCAUAUUAAAUAUUUUACUAGGAAAUUGGACCUCAAAAUUAAUUUCUUUAAGACAUUCCUUAAGACGAAUAGUUUAAACACCAAAGUGUCAGGUUUAAUCGACU